Messenger RNA from Rattus norvegicus (Norway rat), 751 nucleotides. NCBI's taxonomy places the organism in Eukaryota, Metazoa, Chordata, Mammalia, Rodentia, Muridae. The record is from RefSeq and is a predicted model, not a curated record.
AGAGUGAUCAGGGGGCAGAAUUUGGCAUAUAAAGCAGAACAGAAUGAGUUGCUUCUUAUAUUUGCUUCUGAUACUGUUGUGUUGACUCGCAACCUCAGGAACAGACACCAUGGUGCACCUAACUGAUGCUGAGAAGGCUACUGUUAAUGGCCUGUGGGGAAAGGUGAACCCUGUUGAAAUUGGCGCUGAGUCCCUUGCCAGUCUGCUUAUUGUCUACCCUUGGACCCAGAGGUACUUUUCUAAAUUUGGGGACCUGUCCUCUGUCUCUGCUAUCAUGGGUAACCCCCAGGUGAAGGCCCAUGGCAAAAAGGUGAUAAACGCCUUCGAUGAUGGCCUGAAACACUUGGACAACCUCAAGGGCACCUUUGGCAGCCUCAGUGAACUCCACUGUGACAAGCUGCAUGUGGAUCCUGAGAACUUCAGGUAUUUCCUAGUAACUUGCUCUGAGGACAAGUUAGAUAUGUGAGUCCCUGUUUCUUCCCACAGCUCUAAAGAAUAGUAGCAGCAAUUGGCUUUCAUGCCAGGGUGGAAGGGCUGCAUUAUUUUACAUAUAAAUUCUGUUUGACAUAGCAGAAUUCUUGUUAUAAUUUUUCAGUACUUUAAGUUGGAAACAAAAACGCCAUUUGAAAUGAGCCUGAAGUGUCUGGUAUUUUUGCUCUGCAAUUAUGUUGAUGCUUCUUCCCUCUUCCCACAGCUCCUGGGCAAUAUGAUUGUGAUUAUGAUGGGCCACCACCUGGGCAAAGAAUUCACC